ACGCCUAAAUAGCCUGUCAGUCACGGUAGCUGUUUAGUUUGAGGAAAUACCCAUAAGAUAACAUUGAUAUAGGGGAUCAACUUUAGCUGAUUUAAUACACUAUCGUCAUUAGCUGCUAAACUAAUGGCUAUUGCCUGUGGGAAGCUGGGACGCGGUUACGACUCAGCCUGUUCGUUCUCUAUAUUUGAUGCAGUGGUCCAAGGAGAUCCAGAGAUUUUUUUUUUGUUGUGAUCAUUUGACGUUGUUAUAGAUUUUCUGCCCAUGAGAUGUGAUGCCUGUGAGCAAAUUUUCUGCAAAGACCACAUAACUUAUGUCAGUCACAAGUGUACUUCUUCAUAUAAAAAGGAUGUCCAGGUACCUGUGUGUCCUCUGUGCAACAUCCCCAUUCCAGUGAAAAGAGGAGAAAUGCCAGAUAUCAAAGUUGGGGAGCACAUAGACCGCGACUGCAAGGCAGAUCCUGCACAGAGGAAAAGAAAAAUUUUUACAAAUAAGUGUUCAAAGGGAGGCUGUAAGCAGAAGGAGAUGAUUCGAGUGACAUGCGACCAGUGCCACUUGAACUACUGUCUUAAGCACAGGAAUCCAUUGGAUCAUGAUUGUAAGACUGAUGGCAAGCCAGUCUCCAAGUCUGGACAUGCUGCUUUAAUGAGAGCUCAGGGUUCUUCCAGUAAUAACAUUGCAGGCUCAACAAGUAGAGUGAGCUCCAGACAGGUGCCCAAUGGGGCGAGCGGGAAUGCUCACGCUCAGGGCAGUAGUGCACAAAGGACCUCGGCCCCUCCCCCACGUCCCCCUCCAGCACAGAACAUCGUACCUCCAUCAGCUUCCUAUCAAGCUGGAUUGACUGAGGAGCAGGCUCUUCAGAGGGCGUUGGAAAUGUCUCUGGCUGAAUCAGCACAGAUCGUCCCGCCCACUGUCAGUCCUCAGGAGCAGGAGGAUCUGGCACUGGCUCAGGCCCUCGCUGCUAGUGAGGAGGAGUAUCGGAGACAGCAGCGGAGACAACAGGUGGUGGAUUCCAAGCAGUCUAACUGCUGUUUGUCUUAAUGUCAGAUCAUCCUGAUUUACUGGAAUCUGCCUGAAACAAGCCGCACACAAGAACCCGUCUCUGAAAUGUAAACUGAAGUCCUCAGUUCAGCGCACACACUUAUGUAUUUCUGACUGAACACAGCGAAAUUUAUUUAGGUCCAAACUUUUGUGUGCUUCAGAGAGACUGGCAAAUGCUCUUUUUUCAGUGGGUUCUUUGUGUGAAUAUUUUAUAUAGUAAUCAUGUUAAUCCUUUCAUUGUAGAUGUUUCUCAAAAUAAAUUAUUUUAAUCAAUGCCUGUUAUGUCUGCUGGUAUGUUUUAAGGUUUUUAUCCCUGGUGUUGGAAUAGGGUUAUGCUAAGACAGUCCCUUUUUAUAUGUUCAAAUUUUACACAAUAGUGUUUCACCAAAGUUCCACCAAAUUCAGGUUUUUCUGUAUCUGUAACAAUAUAUGAAGAAUGUUUUUUUAUAAAUUCAAAACACUGUAUGUAUUCUGUCCUGACAGAAGUGCAAUCUUUCAUGUGCAAAGGUGAGCUUUUGUCAGUAUUGGCAUCACUCUUAUGUUGAAUUGAAAAUUUAUGAGGGAGUGUGUCUUGUUUUCAAAACCAGAAAUCGCACACAAUGUAUUUGUUUUUUGAGGCAAUUGAGUCAAAUGUGACCACUAGAGGACAGUCUUGUUUCAUGUGAAAAUACUGUGAAUAUACACACAGCCUAAACAAUUCAACAGAUUUUGUGCAUUUUUGAAAUAGUCCACUGUUAACCAAGCCUCCAAAAACUUGAAUAGUAAUACUUUUUAGUGAACAGGUAAAUAGAUAUAAUUUGCCUUUUACAACUUUGCAAUUAAAGCCUACUACAUCUGGCUUCAGAAACUGACUUUUAAGUCCAUAAUCUGCUUGAUUUUGCCAUGUAGUGAGGAGCUGCAUUGUUUUGCCCCAGUUCGUGGCCUUAUUCUAGCUCACCAAAACUGUAAAUGAGUUAAAAGACCCUUAGCAUCCUGGGCAGUUUCUUAGAUGAAUGUAGUCCGGUAUUUAGAAAGCUAACAUUAUCGGUUUUUAUUUAAAUGUUGCAACUGUGAUGCCAGCUUCUCACACCUGCAACAUUCAAAAUGUUAAUUUUCAAAAAGGGAAUGCACCUGCAUUGACAUACAUUGCUGAUGAUGUGCCCAUUAACAAGGAUAUAUCUCAUUAAUUGCUGUGUUUGUCUUUUCUGUUGAACAUCAACUGAAGUUAGGCUGGGGACAAUGUGGCCUCGGUUAAA
This is a messenger RNA of Electrophorus electricus (electric eel), 2273 nucleotides long. RefSeq names its product zinc finger, AN1-type domain 2A (gene zfand2a). Gene Ontology annotation, biological process: protein targeting to ER; proteasome-mediated ubiquitin-dependent protein catabolic process. Gene Ontology annotation, molecular function: zinc ion binding. The record is from RefSeq and is a predicted model, not a curated record. Lineage: Eukaryota; Metazoa; Chordata; Actinopteri; Gymnotiformes; Gymnotidae. Gene Ontology annotation, cellular component: endoplasmic reticulum; cytoplasm.